Aspergillus neoniger CBS 115656 is the source of this 716-nucleotide messenger RNA. RefSeq names its product putative mitochondrial inner membrane protease subunit 1. Gene Ontology annotation, molecular function: serine-type endopeptidase activity. The transcript is spliced from 2 exons. The record is from RefSeq and is a predicted model, not a curated record. NCBI's taxonomy places the organism in Eukaryota, Fungi, Ascomycota, Eurotiomycetes, Eurotiales, Aspergillaceae. Gene Ontology annotation, cellular component: membrane; mitochondrial inner membrane peptidase complex. The coding region runs from base 101 to 637 and encodes 178 amino acids.
AGUCAAUCCAAUCCAAUCAAUUCAAUCGCAAUCGCAAAGCAAUGCCCUCAAUACCAACCCAAUAACACAAAAAAUAUCAAAAACAAAAAUAAUCUCCAAAAUGGACCGCUUCCUCCGCUACACCCUAAAACGCAGCACCCCAGGCCACAUCUUCCGCUUCGGCCUCAACAGCCUGGGAGUAUUCUGCGCAUGCACACUAAUCUGGGAACACCUGAUCACGGUACAACUCAGCGAAGGACCCUCGAUGUACCCGACCUUCAGUCCGCGGGGCGACUACCUUCUCAUAUCGCGAGUGCACAAGCACGGGCGCGGAAUCCAGGUCGGGGACGUGGUGCGGUUCUAUCAUCCCACGUUUUUGGGGGUCAAUGGAGCGAAGAGGGUUAUUGGGUUGCCCGGGGAUUUUGUGUGUAGGGAUUUGCCGUUUAGUAGGGAGGUUGGUGGGGAGGGGGAGAUGAUUAGGGUUCCUGAGGGUCAUGUCUAUCUUGCUGGGGAUAAUUUGCCGUGGUCGAGGGAUUCCAGGAAUUAUGGACCUAUACCCAUGGCGCUUAUUAAUGGGAAGAUUAUCGCAAGGGUGUGGCCGUUGAAUAAGUUUGAGUGGGUGAAGAAUACUUUGGAGGAGGCGGAUUUGUCGGGAUAAAUGCUGUUAUAUUAUGUUGUCUCGGAUGGAUACCCUUAGGUAUACGGCAUGGGAGUCUGGAGUUGGUGGAAUUUGUGCA